GGUGCCGAGCACUCACUGCUCGUCGAUUCGCCGAGCGAUCGACAUCGAGUGUUCCCAGAGUAUUUACUGAGGAUUUUUCGUUCCCUCGAGGAGCCGUCGUAGAAAGGAGAUCCGCUCUAACAGUGCUGAAAAGAUAUCUCGGCAACAUGGAAAAGGAACAGCCGGAUUCCCUAGCGACCGUCGCCGUUGUCUCCGAGAAGAUGGCUCAGCCUCACAGCAAUUACGCUCCCAGCGAGGUUUACUCUUCCGCGGAACCACCACCGGCAUACAUGAGGCCAAAGAGCACGGCAGUUCAAAUCGCGAGGAUCGCGGCUGUCACUUUGGUGACAAUGUCCAUCGUCCUAGGAAGCUUCAUUCUCGCUGCUUCCUGGGUCCAAGCUCGUGCAUCAUGCACUCCCGAAUCGAUAGCCGCGAUGCAGGCGGAACUGAGGCUUCAGCAACAGCAACAACAACAGCAAUCGUCUAUUAAUUACCAGCAGGGAGAAUUCCUAAAGCAUUUGCAGCCUGAAGCGCUUAUUCAGGAUACAAGUGAAACAAAGGAACCGCAACAAACUCUGGUCGAUCAAACGCCUACGAAAGAGGCUGCUGAGCCAGACACAAAAGACAUUAAACUUCAGAAAGAAGACGAAAACAAUUCGAAAUCAGACAGCGACAGCAGUGAUCACGAAGAUGAUGACGAUGACUACGAUGACGACGAGUUCCCACCUAUGCAUAUUAAACUGCCCCUUCAGUUUAAUUUCGAUGAUAUUGCGGGCACUCUAAUUCAAGAAGCACGCAGCAGAGUAUCUUGCGUAGUUGAAAGACGAAGAGCCGAUCAAGUGAUGGACGGUGAUAACAACAAGAUCGAGAAUAGCACUGAUUCUCGCUACCAAAGGCUCAGCGGAGAACGCGUUGCUAUCCUUUGCGAAUCUGGAAAUCCCCAACAGGAACAUCAAGAUCAAGAGAUGCUUACCCCGAUUAUUAUUCCUCUGGGAACCGUUCAAGUACCUCUUCAGUCUCAGGACAUGAAUCCAGGUUACCAUCAAUACCAAGUGCACCCUCAGUAUCAAGUUCCCGAUAUGCAACAGCUGCCUUUGAGCGAUCCACGUGGAUUGAACCACAUUCCACCUGGUGUUCUUCCUCCUGAAUUGCGACAUCUUCCUCAAGUGAACACUGAAAUGAGGCCACCACGAAUUGGACUGCAGACACCAAUGAUGGGACCGCAAAAUCCCGCGAUGGGACCACAAAUCGAAGUGCGUCGAAUCCCCAUCGAGCUGCGUCCCUUCCCGGUGAACUCCGUCAGAGGAAUGCGCCCGCCAAUGCCUCAGGAACCUCAAAUGAUAUUCCAACAAGUCGAACAGACUCCCGGCGGGGCGUAUGGUCAAGAACAAGGACCGGUCAUGAUGCCUCCACCAGUACCGCAGCCGGAGGCUCAAGUUCACGAACAAAGGGUUAUCUCGCACAUGAUGAUCCCACAAACAGAGCAGCGACCGCCCCAACCCCAGAUGCAACCCCAGAUGCAACCUCAGAUGCAACCACAGAUGCAACCGCAGAUGCAACCACAGAUGCCACCUCAAAUGCCACCUCAGCUGCAACCUCAGCCACAGCCUCAGCCACAGCCUCAGCAGGAGCCGCAGCCUCAGAUUCCCGAGAGACCACGUUCUCCCUUCCAAGGAAUUCCAUUCGAAAUUCGUAGGAUUAUUCAGCAGGUGCCUUUGGAGAUCAAAAAUAUCAUCCAGCAUAUCACUGGCGAAGCAAGACCGGUUCCUGUGCAGGUACCCGAAGGUGCUCGUCGCGAGAACGUUCAAGAGUUUAAACCGUUCCCGGAAGGAGCACAGCCCAUCCCUGUGGGACUUCCACUUCCGAUAGAGGUCAGAAACCUAUUGGAACAUGGAAACAUCGAGGGUCGUCAGAGACCGGACGGAUCACACGAACAACAGGAAGCUAAACCUUUCCCUGGACCGGAAGACGAUAGCGAGGAGGAGAGGAACUUCCCUGUACCAGCGGAAAUUCGUAAUAUUAUUCACCAGGUUGUCGAAGGAAAUGCUUUCCCCGUGCCAAGAUUCAUGCUUCCGUUGAGACCUGUAGAUUCGUUGGAUAUACCCGUUGAAGCUCGUGCCGAAGUAACUGAUGGCCAAAGCUCUGAGCAAGAACCGGAGCAAGCACAGCAACAGGAGCAACAGCAGCAAAAUCACAAGAUGUUGCAAGAACAAUACCAGGAAAUGCAGCAGCAUAACCAAAAGCAACCAGAGUCGGCAGAGCAAAGUCGUCCGCACUAUGUACAGCCACGUUCGGUGCGAUCUAUUCCAGAAGCGUUCAGCCACCGCCGCGAGAAACGCGUUCGUCGUUGCGCAUGUGACUGCGCUUGCUAAUUCCACCUUUAAUCGGAUGUCCCGUUGUGCCUGGCCGAACAAAACGUUCUAAAAGGAGAAAACAUCCACCCGGGAGCACAAGUGACGAGUUUAUGCGAUUGAAACAGGAUAGGAUACAUUGCACUCCUUCAUUUGAAUUUCGCAUUUUUAUAAGCUUCGAUCGCAAACACACGACUGGACAUCGAACAAGAGAAAUCGAAACGCAUCAAAUGCGUUGUGUUUCGGUUAAGUUGAUUGUGCUACUUUGCUAGAGACAAGAAACGAUGAAGCAAUUAAAGGAAUCGGAGUUGCUUUGGCGACAUUAAUAUUUUCGCUACGGGGCUGCUUUUCGCAAAUUUAUAUACCACGGUGUGAAUUUGUUGAUCUUUUUUAUACUGUAAAGAUGUAGCACCUGUUACCUUUUUAUACUAUAAAAGCUAUUGGAACUUUUUUGAAAUCGAUCGAAAUUAAUAUGUAACGAAUUGUGUAGAUAAAUUCAGGUCGGAGUGAUCAGAUUUUAGUAGUAGACUCAACCAGAGUUGUCAAUUAUUGCAAAAUUUUGCCCGUGGUCACCUUUAAUAUACAGCAGACGUUGGUAAUUGAUCGAUUGUAGUCACCUUUAGUAACGAAAGGGUUGCAAAAUAUCUAGAUUUCAUAACGAACGUUAAAAUGCCCAAUUAGUAGAAAGAAGAUGUACUCGUACCACUGAUAUUUUUUGAGCUAACAUACCUGUAUCGUAGUUGGCGUAUUAAUUUCGUUAUCAUCAGACUGCGGAUCUUCGCGCACAUACUUAUAUCUCACAAAAAUGUGUAAGGAAAUUACAAAAGUACAAAAUUCUAUGAGAACGAACUCAGAAAUGAUAUUUUACUUGAUUUCCGGAUCGUUUGAUCUGUCUAAGAAAUUCUACGUUUGCAUAACACCGUCCACAGUUCAGUUAUAUUAUUUUCUUCAGCGCGUGAUAACGGCUACAAGUAGAAAGCAAAGGGAAGGUAGAAAUAAGUCUGUGAUUGUUCCAUUCGCUUACAGUAAAAUCAAGAAAAUUUUGGUCGCAAUUAGAUACGAGCGCGUUUGGAACAUGAGCAAUUUGAAAGAAUAGCGCGUAAUAAAUCGAGUGCUUAAAUGUUUUACUGUGUAUUAACAUUUUCCAUCGGAUACUUUAUUGCGAAUUAAUAUUCUGCAUCAGUUGUCUUGUAAAGAAUUUAUUAUAUUUAAGCAGAAAUAAAGUUUAAUAAUUCGACUGUGAAGUAAGAUAAUUCGUUUAGCUUCGAAUGACACUUCUAAACCCGAAUUUUGAUCAACUCCUCGCAUCUACACAAAAUUGUUUAAGGUGUAGACAUUUUAUUAUUCUGUAUUUUUGUAUUGUAUACGUACACAUAUAUUUUUUCAUGACAAUUAAUAAAGCGACAAGAUUAUUGGUUAGAUUAGAUUCUACAUAAACAUUUUCUUUUUAUUUUCCAUUCAGCCCUUCAACUCGUAAUGAUUGUAUCACUAAAGAAACGGUAGCAAUAAUUCAUGUUAAUGUAAAUAUGAUAUUUUUAAUUUGCAUUAAACAAUAACUGCUAUUAAUACUAUCUAAAUAUUAUUUUUCUCUAACGUUUUUUUAGAGAUUAAUAGAACAUAAAGGUGACGGAAAAAUAUUUAAAAUUUGUUGAAGUAGAAAAUUAAGCGAUAAGUACAGUUAAUAUUAAAGUAUUAAUAAAUAAAUAAAAAAUAAAUAAUACAAAACUUUCUUAAGGGUAGACAUUCGAAUGAGGUGAACAUUUGUGAAACUGAAUAUUACUAUUUCUGUAAUCAGAGUACUAACCCGACUGAACAGUACCGGACAAAAAUUUGGGAGUCAUUAAACUUAAAUGAUUACAAAAUACUACAAUGAUUUACGAAAAGCUAAGAACUAAAAUCUUUCUUAAAAAAUAUUAGCAUUCAAUGAGGAAAAGAUGUAAUCGAAAAUUGCAAGUGAUUCCAAACUUUUGCUCGGUAAUGUAUACAUACCUACGUAUACGUUAUUUUCUGCAAGUUUAGGCGACUAUAAUUCAAUUGAACUGCAGCUUUAUUCAAAUGAAAUUCUUGGGCUACAAAUCAUAUAACUGUAUUAUGCUGCUUGAAACAACUCAUGUAAUAAGUAAUUGUAACUUUUUCAAAUUUAUAACUCAAAACUACUUUUAUAUUGUUAACACGGGUAAAUGAGUCAAGAUACACAAUUGCUUCUCUUCUUUUAAUUAAUGCGUAUACAUUAAAAUUAAGAAGUACUAAAUAAUGUAAACAUCGAUUUUUAUGGACUAUUUCACUACUAGUAUUAUACAUAGCUUUUCUGGGUUUAAAAGAAAAUAAAAAUUGUAUUGAAUACUA
Megalopta genalis is the source of this 4676-nucleotide messenger RNA. RefSeq lists its product as uncharacterized. Lineage: Eukaryota; Metazoa; Arthropoda; Insecta; Hymenoptera; Halictidae. The record is from RefSeq and is a predicted model, not a curated record.